GGAACGCCAAAACUCAUCGUUUAUCAUUAUCCUAACGACGCCUUCUUCGUCGUUUUGAGGGUUUUCAGAUUCAGCUCUUUCGCCACUUCACCCUAUCGUAGGAAAGCGCGAUUUCGGUGCUUCUCCGUCGUCGUUUUGUUUAAAUUCUCCUAAAUCAGCUUUGAUAAUCACCGUUAAUGGAUAAUUCACCAACAACCAAUCCUGGACCGCUUGAUCCUUGUGUACUUUAUGACCAAGAUAAACACGUCUCUUCUGCGGUUUGGGACGGGCAGGAGCGUGGCGCACUUAGAUGUCAUGAACAUACUUCAAAGUUAGGAGAGUGGAGGCUGAUGCCGAGACAGAUUGAGUUAGUAGAGCAAGCUGGAUUUGGUUACUUAAGAAAGAUUCCUGCAAUAAGUUUAGAUAAUCCAUUGAUAUCUGCAUUGGUUGAGAGAUGGAGGCGAGAGACUAAUACAUUUCAUUUUAUUGUUGGAGAGAUGACAGUGACUCUUCAAGAUGUUGCGUUAAUGUUGGGCUUGGCAAUUGAUGGGAAGCCUGUGAUUGGAGUAACACACACUACUUGUAGUUCAGUGUGCAGUAAGUAUUUAGGGAAAGUUCCAGAUUUGAAUUAUGCGAGCGGUGGGAUGGUUAAGUUGAGUUGGUUGAAGGAGUAUUUUUCUAAUUGUCCUGAGGAUGCAUCGACUGUAGAAGUGGAAAGACAUACGAGAGCUUAUUUAUUGUACCUUGUGGGAAGCACGAUAUUUUCUACUACGACAGGGAAUAAAGUGCCUGUUAUGUAUCUCCCCUUGUUUGAGGAUUUUGAGGAUGCGGGAACAUAUGCCUGGGGUGCAGCAACAUUGGCAUUCUUGUAUAGAGCACUUGGGAAUGCCUCUGUUAAAUCUCAAAGUACUAUAUGUGGUUGUUUGACACUUCUACAGUGUUGGAGCUAUUAUCAUCUGAAUAUAGGCCGCCCAAAGCUUAACAGGGAUCCCAUCCAUGAUCAUUUCCCAUUUGUAUUGAGAUGGAAGGGAAAACAAAGUGGACCAACAACGAAUCGUGAUGUAGUGUUUUACCGUAAAGCAUUAGACUCCCUGAAACCAUCUGAUGUGGAGUGGCUUCCUUACAAAUAUAUGGACAGCACAGUUAUACCAGAAGAUAUCAAAAGUACUCUGAUUUUGGGGAGAUCAAGAACUAUGUUGAUAUGCUUUGACAAGGCAGAGAGACACCUUCCUGAUCGCUGUCUAAGGCAGUAUGGCCUGCUUCAAGCGAUCCCAGAAGAUGUGCCACGGUGGGUUAGAAAGAGUCGUGGGGUUGAUGGUGGGGUGGAUUUGUCAGGAAAAAUGGAGUCAGAACUUAGUGAAUGGUCGGACCGUAGACUUCAUAUUGUGGAUGAUGAUGAGAAUGCAGAUGAAAAUGAAUACAUGCAGUGGUACUUGAGAAUUACUCGUAAAGUUGUGGGGAGACCUAUCUCCCUCUCAUCUGAGUUUCAGAGGACGAUUUCUGGUUUAAGGGACAUUGCUUACUUAGCAGAUACAUUCUCAACAAAGGGGUUGGAUGCUCAACAAUAUGAGUCCAUUUCUAGGAUAAGGUGUAUUGCACAGGACUGUUUGCGGGACGAAGUUGGAAGUCAAGUUGUUUUAUCAGUUGCCCCAGACACUGAACUUGGGAAAAGGUCAAGGGGGAAGGAAAGAGUGAGAAGGAAGAAUUCUGGAAAAAGGAAACGGGAUAAUGACCCCAUGGAAGGUCUCGCAGCUAGUGAGGAUGAAUCUCAAUUCUGUGGAGCUAUUGUUGAAGUCGAUCAAAUAAACUUACCCCAGACGGGUGUUGAUGUUCAUCACUUACAGCUCACCCAUGCAGUUCAUGGGAGUGAUGCACAGAUGUGUUUUAAUGGUGCAGUUGAAAAGGUUGAUGACACAGAGCUCCAUCAUGCAGCUAAUGAGGUUGUUGAUUCUCAACUUUAUGAUGCUAAUAAUGUGGUCAGUGGCUCUCAGCUCUAUGAUGCAACUUCUCAGGUCAUUGACUCUCAUUUCACUCAUGUUGUUGGCAUGGCUGAUCCUCAAGCUGCCAAACUGUCAGAAGAGGUUGUUAUGCAGUCAUCUCAGCUUUAUGAUGCAUCUAAUGAUGUCAAUGACUCAAAAAUUUGUGAUGCAAUGGAUGAUGUCAAGGACUUACAAAUAUCUCAUGUUACUGAUGAAGUUGGGGGAACACAAAUUCCUGAUUCUACUGCUGAGGUCAAUGGUUUGCGAACUUGUCAUAAAACCGCCAAGGUCAAUGACUCAGAAAUAUGUGAUACUACUGUCGGGCUCAGUGAUCAACAGCUUGCUGGUGAGACUGAUACUUAUACUGCCAAAAUGGUAGAAGAGGUUCCGCAGUCAUCAUCUCUUGAGGAUGUUGCAAAGCAGGGUGAUCAUAGCAUCAUGGCCUAAAAUGAAAGGCAUUACCAUGCACUUGUAAAGAGGUCACCACUUUCACAACUAAUCAAAUGCUUUCACAUUCACUGCUAAGGUGAUUAUUAUAUACCUGAUCAUUAUGACAGGAGAGUAACAUCAUCAGUCUUUAUAAACAUGGUAUUGGUAGUCAAAGAAGAUUCUUGAAGGAGAAUCUGUUGUUUGUGGUUGAAGGUUUCAAGGUUGGUCUGUUUUUGUAACAUCUUGUUUAGCCUAUUGAUUAGCUUUUCUCUAGUUUAGAGGCAACUGAAAGUAGAUUAUUUGUGUUCUACUCUGGAGAUACUUAGAAUGGAACCAUUGGUUCUUCAUUUACUGUCAUUUUAAUGAUCUUAUAGAAAUGUUCAACUUGUGUAUACACAUUUUCCGGUGUUAAUUGAAAUUUGUGUUAGCUUUAGGACA
Molecule: messenger RNA, 2825 nt
Organism: Mangifera indica (mango)
Lineage: Eukaryota; Viridiplantae; Streptophyta; Magnoliopsida; Sapindales; Anacardiaceae
Product: protein MAIN-LIKE 2
Exons: 6
Coding region: 177-2405 (742 amino acids)
Biological process (GO): meristem maintenance; meristem development
Source: RefSeq, a predicted model, not a curated record